AUGGAUUCAGGUUACAAUGGAAGUUUCACGGAUCUUUUGAAUGACGACUCGCUGGUGUAUGAAGAAAGUUGUGCCGUCGACUCAAAUAUAGAUAUCGAAGACACAAACAAGGUUCAAGUUCAACCUAGAUCAAAGAGGUCAUCAAAUUUCUCCCGCGAAGAAGAUAUUUGUAUUGUUUCGUCGUGGCUAAAUAUAAGUAAAGAUGCUAUUCAUGGAAGUGACCAAAAAUCUUCUAGAUUUUGGGCGAGAAUUUAUGAUCGAUUUAUAACAAACAGCGGUCAAAGAGGGCGAUCCGAGCAAAGUUUGGAAGAGGCGAGGAAACUAUAUGCUGCCAACACUAACGGAAGAGGAUUCAAAUUUGAACAUUGUCUUAAUCUCUUAAAAUACGAGAGGAAAUGGCUUGAUACUUUUGAAAAAAAUAAGCAAACAAGGACUACUUUUGCCACUGUUGAUGGUGUUCCAACUUCUUCAGAAGCUCAAGGUGAAUCAUCGGCCAAUAAGGAUCGACCUUUGGGUACGAAAUCGUCAAAAGAACGAGCAAAAAAAAACCCAAAAAAAUCAGAAGGAGAAAGCUCGACUGCAAUGACACUUACGGAUGAACGUUGGGAAGCUAAAUUGGCAUUAGAGCGUGAAAGGAUAGCUCAACGCGAGAGGCUUAUUGCAAUACAAGAAAAAGCAAUUCAUGUAGAUGAAGAGCGUAAAGAAAUAGAAAUCAUGAAAAAAGACACCAUCGGAAUGGAUGCAACUCAAGCAGCUUAUUGGAAUAUGAUGAAAAUGGAAGUAUUGAAAAAACAUGGUUUUAUAUGA
This is a messenger RNA of Erythranthe guttata (spotted monkey flower), 807 nucleotides long. The record is from RefSeq and is a predicted model, not a curated record. Lineage: Eukaryota; Viridiplantae; Streptophyta; Magnoliopsida; Lamiales; Phrymaceae.